Sporothrix schenckii 1099-18 is the source of this 2736-nucleotide messenger RNA. RefSeq lists its product as uncharacterized. The transcript is spliced from 2 exons. The coding region runs from base 1 to 2736 and encodes 911 amino acids. Lineage: Eukaryota; Fungi; Ascomycota; Sordariomycetes; Ophiostomatales; Ophiostomataceae. The record is from RefSeq and is a predicted model, not a curated record.
AUGCAGCCACUCUUUGCUGUCCACAACAACGUGUCUCUGCUGAGCAUCAAUAUUGCCCCCAGCACGUUCUUGGCCGCGUUGACCUUGGCCCUCGUCUUUCUGUCGCUAUAUUUGCCACGGCUGCCGUCCUUACCCUUACCCCAUCUCUUCCGCUUCGACCGGCGUCGUAAAGGAAACGACGAUAUAGACACCGUCCAACACAGACGCCAACGCAUUGCCAACGACCUCGGCGACGGCUACAACGAUUACGUCGAUCCUCGACAGUGGCGUAAUAGAGAAUCUGUCGUUGUCGAUUGGCAGCAUCGUCAACUACCACCAUUGCCGCCUCCGCCAUUCCGACCUCUACUGGGGGGGUACGUCGAGGAGUGCGACGAUCGUGAGAAAGAGCGCUUCUCCGGAUUUUUCCGUAAGAAAAAGAGCAGCCGGAGUGACCGCGAAAGGCCAGCCGCAAAAGAUUCGAGAGAGAGACAACGGGCUAAGGAACGGGAGAAGGAAAAUACCAGUCCGGGAAGUCGCAACAAGUACUUGACACCCCCAAAAAGCACAUAUACCAGCAGGAACACCAUCUCGGAAACGACAGCGGAAUCGGCCAAGCUGGUGGUUCAUAGUAGUCGCCGCAAAAACGUGGGCGUAUAUGACCCUCAUAGUCAAUCGCCGGACAGCAGCGAUAGGGAGGAGCGAGGCCGACAGCCUAUCGGCAUUGACACGAACGACCAUGCCACGAAUUGGCUCUCCUCUGGUAUCCUGGGACUCAUCACAUCCCGGAUUCGACCCGGCCAACAACCGACUCCUGACACCGUCCAUCUCUCCCCACCGCGAACACCAGUGUUCGGACAACCGUCGACCCACACCGGCUUCCUCGAAACCGACAGCGAGGGAAACGACAGCGUGGAGGAUUCAGCAUCUGGCGGUGGUGGGUACAGCCCUCCGGCGUGGCGCCGCCUCGAAAACGGCGACCGUAGCUCAGGCUUCUGGCGCAAAAGUGACAAUAUCCUCGGCUCACCCACUCUGGCGACGCCAAUGAGAGAGACGGACGACCAGCUACACUACCAGCAUCAGAAACAGCAACAGCAACAGAACUCAUUACCACACCCAUCUACAUCGCCACAUGCCUUCGCAUCACACCUUCAACAGCAUUUUCAAAGGCGGAAAGAGUCCAGGCUGGGUCGUACAUUUGCCUCGUCGCGAGCAUCAAGUCCUGGGUUUGAUAGUGAGGAGGACGCCAUGGUAGACGACAUGCUUGGGCCCGACGACGAUGACAUCUUUGACGACCAUGGUGGCGGCUAUGCGGACGAUACCGUGCUGGAGCGCGCUAUGCGCACACGACUGCCUGGCAGCAUGAGCCCUGACAAGGAACGAAGCCCCGAACCGGAGCUCGUCUACCCAAGCCCGCUCAGUCGGAUGGAUGGCAUGCGGCUCAAGGCUAUGGAAUCCAUACAGGAGGAGAGGGCUGGUUUAGAGCUCCUAAACGGCCAGCAUGAGACGUCCGACAACUAUAUUCGAUUUGCAGUCCGCUCGGAGGUGAAACACCACACCAAGCUUCUCCAUACUGCGUUAGGUUAUGUACGCGGCAGAAUCUAUUUUGCGACUCGCUCUUGGGCGCGCAUUCUCCUGUCAGUCGUGGUUGGCAUCCUGUCAAUUGCGGCCUUGCGCGCAUUGUCAUACGCGGCUGGCUUUCGCGCUGUACCAGACCUCGUCAAGGUGGCAGGCGUUGCACGAUCUUUUGAGCCGCUCAUCUACUAUUCAGAAAAUGGCGUGGCUCAAGUGCACGAUUUGGAAGCCACCGGUGUGGCCGUGUGGGAUUUAGGCGAAAGCGUCCGCUUGAGCAACCUCACGUCAGCACCUAUUAUCGUCCAAGAGCUCGACGAGCUCAGCGACACCCUCCGGGCACUGGCGAUGGAACUGACCCGCUUCUUCUCAAACAUCGAUGGCGACAUUGACGGCAUUUUGAUUGUUAUGGACUGGGCACGACGGGAGCUCGGUCGUCUACAGGAACCGCCGACGUCGACGUCGCCCAGUCUUUUUCUCAUGAAGCCCUUGGCCGCUGCUUACGACAACGUGUACAACUUGCUCGCCUGCGCGGGCCUGUUUGAAAACGUCGCAACGGGAUCGCCCACGGCUGUGGGCGCCGUGGCCACGACGCUGUUUGGCAUGUCCGGCCCGCAGCGCACACGUGCCACGCUGCACCGCACGUUCCACGAGUUCCUUUUGGUGCUCGAGGAGGCCGUCGCAACAGAACUGCAGCACAGCCUGGCCCUCUUUGCGCUGUUUGAAAACAUCGACCGCCAGUUUCUCAACCUUGUGCGCACCGUCGCACGCGAGGCCAGUGUCCAAGACGAGCGCCACGCGGAUCUAUUGGCGGGCCUCUGGACGCGCAUCCUCGGCCCCAGCGCCGCCGCCACGGCCAAGUACGAGCAGAACCGCGAGCUGCUGCGCGACGUGCGCGAGAAGACGGUGCGCAACAAGGGCGUGCUCGUCGAGCACAACCACCGCCUGUUGGCGCUGAAGACGAGCCUCGAGAGUCUGCGGCGCAAACUCGUCAGCCCGCUCGUGCGGUCGGUCAACAGCAGCACGCUGACCCUGGACGAGCAGAUCCGCGGACUCGAAGACGUCGGCACGUACCUCUCCGAGGUCCGUGCUCGCCAAAAGGGCCGGCUGCUGGAGGCGCUGUACGGCGCGGGAUCCGUGCGGGAGCGCAUUGGCUGGAGUGGAAGCAGCGAGGACAAUGUGAGCUAA